This is a messenger RNA of Nymphalis io (European peacock), 4734 nucleotides long. RefSeq names its product protein dispatched (gene disp). The record is from RefSeq and is a predicted model, not a curated record. Gene Ontology annotation, cellular component: membrane. Lineage: Eukaryota; Metazoa; Arthropoda; Insecta; Lepidoptera; Nymphalidae. The coding region runs from base 91 to 2859 and encodes 922 amino acids. The transcript has 2 exons.
UUGAACAUUUUUGCAAAAAUAAUUUUACAUUUUUUAUUUUGUAUAAUGUAACUAUCUGAAAUUUACGUAAAAUAGCUUUAACAAGAGGAUAUGAUUUUGCCUUACAAGACGACAAAAUGGUGUAAAAUAUUAAAUAUGAAAUCAAUGAAGUCAAGGACUGAAGAUGCUGUCUGCUUACGCCAGUCGUUGCUCAUGGAACUGGGUGAAAAAGAGUUUAAUAGACUGUGUCAACGAUCAUCACACUCUGAAGAAAUGUGUUGCCCAAUAUGGAGUGUGCCAAACUAUAUAGCUUUAAUAUCUAGUAAGAAUUCAUGUGAAAACUUAACUAGAGAAGAUGUUACUAACGUUGUAAAUAUUUUAAAGAAAUGUGCAGGUUAUUUUCAUAAUUUUACUCUCAUGGCCUCCUGUGAACUAGACAGAUGCAGAGUGCCUAAAUAUUGUUCACAAUAUGAUGCAGUAUACAACUUAUUAUUCUAUAUUAUUGAUUCAGAUGCCUACUCACCACCUAUGUUUUCGGAGACAUUUGUUAAAAAUGUGAUGAUUUUUCUGCCUUUACCAACAAGUAGCACUAUAAUGCCCUAUUACAUGAAAUUGCAAGGUUCAAAUUUAGCUUAUGGCACACUUACUAUACCAGCCAUGGAACUGGGAUUAAAGAAUGCAUUAUUUGACUUGUGGAUAAUAGAAGACACUUGGCUCAUAGGGCUUGGAGGAUUUUUCGUUUUCAUAUGUGUCUGGGUUUAUACAAAAUCAAUAUUUCUUACAUUAUUGCUGUUUACAGCUAUAGCAUAUUCUCUUGGUAUAGCAUAUUUUUUAUAUGUGUAUGUAUUUAAUUUAGAGUUCUUUCCUUUCAUGAAUCUAUUAGUCAUAGUUGUUGUGAUUGGUAUUGGAGCAGACGAUGCUUUUCUCUAUGUCAAGGUUUGGAAAAUGGUAAGUAAACAACUCAUCAGAGACAAUGUUGUAGUUGAUGAAAAUGGUUUGACUGAUAUUAAGAAUGUUUCAAGUGCUGGUGAGACUAUACUCAUACAAAUUCUUGAAGAAACCUUAAAACAUUCAGUUUUGCCCAUAUUCAUUACUACUUUGACAACUGCAGUUGCCUUUUUUGCAUCAUAUGUCAGUUACAUUCCAGCCAUCAAUUGUUUUAGUGUUUUUGCAGGUACUGCAGUUUUAGUCAACUUUUUACUAAUGGUGAGUUGGUUGCCCGUGUCAGUUUUUAUAUUAGAUGUUAAAUUGUGUAUUGAUAGGUGGCUUAUAUUAAGUUCAAUUAGUAAAGCUAUAUAUGAGGUUGGAGGGGAUAUCAAAGUCAUACUCAACCGAUUUAUUAUCACUUGUAUUAUGCGUUUGCAUUUAUUUUUUAUAGUAUUUUUGGGUGCUUUUGGAGUCUGCAGUAUUAUAGUAGUAUUUUAUUAUCCUGGUCUUCAACUUCCAGAUUCAAAACAAUUUCAACUCUUUCAAACAUCACAUCCUUUUGAGCAGUAUGAUAUUUAUUUUAGGGAUAAAUUUCUAUUUGAAAGAUUUGGAAGAGAUAUAGGUGUGGGUAGUAGAAUGCCUCUUAGAUGGAUAUGGGGUAUAAAACCCAUUGAUAAUGGGAAUCACAUGGAUCCAUUUUCAAAAGGAAAACUAAUUUUUGAUGAUAACUUCAGUAUAUCAAACCCAAAGUCACAAACAUGGUUAUUGAAUUUUUGUGCUAAACUAAAAGCUCAGCCUUUUUACCAACCAACAUUAGGUCCACUCUUACCAAACUGUUUUAUCGAAACUUUCAAAGUGUACAUGAGCAGAAGGUGUAUUGACAACAUAGACAAGAUAAAUAGAACACCAUGUUGUGAAUCAUCCCAAUUUCCCUACACUAAGGAAGUUUUUGAUUUCUGUAUUAUCGAAGCAAUGGAAUCUCUAUAUCAAACUUCUCGCGCACUUUUUAUGCCUGGAGUUGCUGGUCCUAAAUUUAUGAGGACUUCGUAUCCUCCCACAGUAGCAGCUAUUGUUGUGGAAUUCGAAAGUGUAGUACCAUAUUCAAUGUCUUACACCGCAAUGAAUGAUUUUUUUAAUAAAGUUGAAAACUGGACGAAACAAGAGUUAGAAAACGCACCUCCAGGGAUGUCAUGUGGAUGGUUUUUAUCAGAUCUACAAUUUUAUGAUCUGCAAAAAACUUUAGCAGGUGGUACUGUAACGGCGUUAUUAUUGUCUGCUGCUCUCGGUUUUAUAGUACUUUUACCAUCAACAUUUAGCAUUGUCAUUAGUGUUUGCGCUCUCUUAGCAAUGAUAUUUUCUUCAACUGUUACAAUAGCUAUACUCGUGCUUAACGAUUGGAAAUUAAAUAUAUUAGAAAGUGUGGCUAUAUCUACAUCUGCUGGGUUAGCAGUAGAUUUUAGUCUACAUUAUGCUCUAAGUUUUACAAAUGCGAGUGGCACAAAAUCUAGUAGGGUUAAAUUUGCACUAUCGACUUCCGCGGGACCGACUGCUGCAGCCGCACUGACUACUGGUUUUGCUGGUAUAUUUCUAUUGCGGUCGAAUCUCCUCCCAUAUUCUCAAAUAGGAACUUUCUUAGCUUUAAUAAUGUCUGUAAGUUGGACUUAUGCAACUUUUUUUCUUUGUUCGUUACUUAAUAUGCUUGGAAGAAAUUCCCUAAAAGAAGUACCGACAGAAGAAAGAAAAACAGUGUCUCGUGUAAGUUCCAUAUGUUCGGCUGUACCCAAUUUGGAAAGCCACGAGUUGGAACACUUAGCAGAUAGUAAUCGUACAAAUAUUACUCAUUCCCACAGUCCAUCUAGUAUAAGCGCGACAACUGUAGUUUUACAUGAAGAUUUUGAAAACUCUUUAAAUAAAAUUGAGAAAAAAUCUUCUGUUGACUUAAAUAUGGACUGAAUGUUAGACUUUUAGAUUGUUAAUAAGAGCAUUGGCUCUGUUUUGAGGUAUUAUAAGUAAUUUAACAGUAUUAUAUUAUGCAGAUAUUUUUUGUAGUGCUCUAUAUUUUCAAUUUAUGACUUUAUACUUUAUUAUUAUCUCGUUAUAUUUCUCUAUUGUAAGAUGUUCAUUGAAAUCUGUGAAAUAUCAAAACGUACGAAUGUUUAUGGUGACAAUAACUAUCACAUACUAGUUCACACGACAAUAUAAGAUCUAAUCGAGCUUGGACACUGUUUAAUAAUCUGAUAUUCUGCUUAAUUAUGUUACAAUGCAGUUUUUCGAUAAAAAAAAAUACGGUCACUAGUUAUUUAAGAAGGUCAUGUCAAUUUGCACAUGCUCGUUAAGUAGACUUGCAAAUGAUAUUUACUGUAAAUAACCUACAUAUUAUUAAUUGUUAAAAUUUUUGCAAAAUAUUUUUAAGACCAACGAAUUAUUAUACUAACUUAAUUCGAGGUGGUUUGUAUUAUUGUACGCUUAAAUACAUGCCAUUAUACAUCGCCAAAGUUACUUAUAAUAAUAAUGUGUUAAAAUUGUAAUUUUAUAAUAAUCGCUUUUGUUGACUGUACUAUAUAAAUUAAAUUAGAAGGCGGUUCUUCGUUUGUCUUAGCGUGCUUAGCGAAGCGUUUUGUUUGGUCAAAUCAUUUGAUUGAAAUAAUAGUUUGAGUGGUGAGUGCACAUACCAGUUUUAUUACAGGCACAAGGGAUUUUAGUUUAAUUGGUUGAAGGUUUAUUGGCGACAUAAGAAGUGUUUUAUGUUUUCCAUAGUGUCAGUGUCUAUAGGAUAAGGGUCCACUUACAAUCUGGUGGCCUAUUUGUUCGUUUGCCUUCCUAAUUCUAAGCCUCCCUAAAAAAUGAACCCGCAAAUAACAUUAAAUAUGGCUGUUGCAGUACUUUUUUAUAAUACCAACUUUUUUUUAUUGGUUCCAACCUUGAGAACUAAGAUGUUAUGUCCCUUUUGUUUGUUGUUACACUGGCACACUCACCUUUCAAACCCCUAUACAACAAUACUAAGUAUACAAAUACGCAAACACACUAUGCCAAAUGAAGUGCCGGCAUAGUACUUAUCUCGUAUUUUUGGCGCAAUUACUACACUAAUGUGACAUUAAGAGUAUUUAAAAGUUAAAAAACUGAGUACAUUUUUGGAUUACCACAGAAUUUGAUAAAAAUAUUGUACUUAUUUGUCAUACACUUUUAAUUUACAUUUCUACAUAAUUAUAUCUAUAAUGUCUCUUUGUAUUGAUUUUUGGUUGUGGUAUCGAUAGAAAUACCGUGUAAUUUUACAAAAAAAUAAUACAUGUUGAAACUGUAUUUAUAUUAAAAAGUAAAAUAAGAAAAGUAUUGAUUUUUAUAUAAAACGAGAAAAAAAAAAUGAAGUAAAUCAUGACGUAUAUAAGCAUAUUUGGACUUGUUCUUGUCUAGUUGUGCGAAACUCAAACAUAAAUUAAGUCGCAAUGAUUAACUAAUUUUGAUUUGGUGCUUCUUAUUUUAAGAAUAACUGACGAGCAUUUGAUUUGAUUUAUCAGACAAUUUAUAUAAUAUUAAGAUUAUGGUCAAUGUACCUCUGCUAAACGUAACAAUCUUUCUAAGACGAAGGUAUAUAUAUUUUUGAUUAAACUCGUUUCAUCUAGAAGCCUUUAAUUAUAUAUUUUAUUUAUGUUAUAAAGCAUGCGAAACGGUACAUUCAAAGACCUGAUAAUUGUGUUAGCAUUUAAAAAUAUGUGUCCUACUUCCAUAUAUUUGUUUAAAGACGCUUGUAACUUUGUUUCCUAGUUUAAUGAGUACUUAAUUACUUAGUAUUUGUAAUGUGUAAAAAGGACGGAAAUAAAAUGUUAAUUU